AUGAAGCUUAGCAAACAAGACGAUUUGGAUAAUAAUGGUGAAGAUGAGAGAAGAGAAGAAGAAGAAGAGAAGGAGGAGGAAUUUUCUUUCGUCUGCGGAGGAGCGAACACGUCGCCGAUAGCGGCUGAGGACAUAUUCAUUGACGGCCAGAUCCGCCCGGUUUAUCCACUCUUCAACCGGGAUUUAUUCUUCUCCGGCGAGAAUCUGCUCGACAGCUUGCCCACGAGGCCUCCGGUGAAGAAGGUCUUCGUCGAAACGAGUGAAUACGGCGGCCACGAGUCUCCGUCCUCCCCGGACCGGAAGGCGGUGGAGGUGUUGCCGGAUGUCUGCCGGAAGAGUAAUUCGACCGGUUUUUCCAAGAUCUGGCGAUUCAAGGAUUUCCUGGGGAGGAGCAACAGCGACGGGAGGGACGCCUUCGUUUUCCUGAACAGCGGCCACGAGGCGGCAGCGGCUACGUCUUCGGUGGCCAAGGGGGAGGAGAAGAAAGCGCUCAAGGGUAAAGCGAAAAAGGGGAAAACGGCGUCGUUGUCAGCAUACGAGGUGUACCUGAGGAGUAAGGCCAAGGACGAGGAGCGGCGGCGGUCGUCCUAUUUGCCCUACCGCCCCGAAUUGAUCGGGUUUUUCACUAAUGUCAAUGGCGGAUUGACUAAAAAUAUACACCCCUUCUAA
Molecule: messenger RNA, 669 nt
Organism: Striga hermonthica
Lineage: Eukaryota; Viridiplantae; Streptophyta; Magnoliopsida; Lamiales; Orobanchaceae
Source: the annotation of a GenBank genome assembly